CCUCAUUUCUCCUGCACCGCGAAGGGGAGAGAGUUGGAUGGCGACAUUGGCCUUCGUCUGCGCCAUGAGGCCAGUUCAGCCCGCCUUGCCAUCGCCGUGGCAUCUGCCGGCGCGCCGUUGGCUCUUGGGCGUGCAGGGCCAACGUCUUGCGCGCCAUCGCAUGAAGACGCACAGGCAUCCUCCCAGGUCAGCAUUGCUCUCCAAUCUCAGCAGCGACUCAGGCAGCGUUGAGACGCUCCGGAGCAUGAUUCUUGCGGCCGUCUCGAGGAGUGGUGGCAGCGCCGCAACUUUCCUCGCAGUGUUCACGAUCUCUGACAGGCCUGCGCGCGACGGAUGGCUUGGACGUGAUCAACGGCUCGCAGGGAGCGAAAUGAGCGAAGAUCCCCAGGGCUCGCCCGUCGACGCCAUGUUUCCUUCUCGCAUCCUGCGUGCCGUGUCGGACAGGCUCCGUCUGUGCUGCUGUGUCGAUCCGCGUCGAAUGGGGCGGAUGGGGCCCGCCAGGCACAAGCAGGUUAGGGGCGUCUGGCGCGCGCUGUGGCCGUUGAUUGACGUUGAUCACUUGCAUUUUCGAGCAGCCCGCAGGCCAAUGGGAGCAACUCGGAGGAUGCGUCUGCCCCGAGUCGACGCUGGGCUAGCAGGACGUCGAGGACAGCAGGCCGAGGACUCGAGGGAACCGAGCAGCUGUCGCAUCUGAGACACGGCACCGCGAGCGCAACCUAGGCUAUAUCGCGGCGGAGUAUUAUCGUGGGUUGCGGGCUCAGAGG
Mytilinidion resinicola is the source of this 764-nucleotide messenger RNA. RefSeq lists its product as uncharacterized. The coding region runs from base 38 to 694 and encodes 218 amino acids. NCBI's taxonomy places the organism in Eukaryota, Fungi, Ascomycota, Dothideomycetes, Mytilinidiales, Mytilinidiaceae. The transcript has a single exon. The record is from RefSeq and is a predicted model, not a curated record.